Molecule: messenger RNA, 2804 nt
Organism: Spirodela intermedia
Lineage: Eukaryota; Viridiplantae; Streptophyta; Magnoliopsida; Alismatales; Araceae
Source: the annotation of a GenBank genome assembly
AUGGCAAACAACCACAGUCCGGAUAUGGAAGACGAUGGAGAUGAUGACUUCUUCAAGGAAGUUUAUGGAAAGGAAUAUACCGGACCUCCUCGAUUAACCAAAAGCAGCUCACAAGACAGACCGAGGGAGAGCAAAAGACCUCUUGCUAAUGAAGAGUCCGAUGGGGAUGACCAGGCUCCUGACCCCAACGCUGUCCCGACUGAUUUUACCAGUAGAGAGGCAAAAGUUUGGGAGGCUAAGGCUAAGGCUAUCGAAAGAAAUUGGAAGAAAAGGAAAGAGGAGGAAAUGAUAUGCAAAAUUUGUGGUGAAUCAGGCCAUUUUACUCAGGUAUUACUUAUCACCUUACUCAUAACCAUGGGCACAUUGCAUAGUCUCGGGAAAUUUUCUCGUAUUCUCAUAAGAAUUUCAUAUGAGUGAUUUUCGUGAAUGUCUUUUCUUUUUUUGGUUGUAGUGGUGACUUAAUCUACUGAAACCAAUAUUUUACUCAUUGGUUUCGACAUGAACUUUCUCGUGGAUCAAUAAGACAAGAAAGGGGUUUUGUGUAGACGGUGAUGCAUGCAUUAAGCAGCGCUAUGUUUUGACUCCGUGUCCUGAUAUAAUUUUUCUAAACUAUGCCGCUUAUGCGAUGCUACUUUUUAGAAACCUUUUUAUUUCAUCUGUUUUAAACUAAAAGAAAGCCUCAAUCUAGAUUCAAUUUUUAAGUUUUCUAUGUAAUGGCGUUCUGGAGCUUUUGUCAAGAAGGCAAGUUCGAGCUCUCGCGUUUUUAUCCUGCACAUGACUUCCGGGGCUUGUAUUUUGAACAGGAAUAAUCCUGGCCUUAAGGAGUCUCUUCUAAUGUCACACUGUUCAUUACUCCUGGAAGCAAUCAGUAGACUAGAGUUUAUAUAAAGUGCUUCGCCCUGAUUUUCUUUUCGGUGCAAAAUACUAGGAAGAAGCCAUUAUUUUGCAAAUUCGAUAUCGAUUGUGUUGGGUAGAAAAAGUAUUCAAGCUCUUCAUUUGUUCUGGUUAUUCAAAGUGUUUAUCGUGGGUCUUGUUUCACUCGCUAUCUCCUACCUUCAGGGAUGCCCAUCUACGCUUGGAGGGAGUAAAAAGUCUGCAGAUUUUUUUGAAAGAGUCGCUGCGAGAGACAAGAAUGUGAGAGCCUUAUUCACGGAAACAGUGAUCCAACGGCUUGAGAAGGAGAUCGGUUGCAAAAUAAAAAUGGAUGAGAAGUUUCUCAUUGUUAGUGGCAAGGAUAGGCUGAUCUUGGCCAAAGGUGUGGAUGCGGUGCACAAAUUGAUUCAGGGAGAAGGGGAGGAUAGGGGCAGGAGUAAGAGCCCCUCUAACACCUCUCAGAAAUCAAAAUCUAGAUCACCUGAAAGGAGCCCUGCACCCCCACGGCCAGUAGGUCGGGAAACCCGGAGUUCCCGUUCCAAUCCGCGAGAUGCAUCCUACGUCCAACGCAAGGGCUUCUCCCAGGAAAGGGUUGAGGAUCAUGUGCGUGAAGGUUCGCAGAAGUUUUCGAGGGGUUCUCCAAAAGGUAGGGGCCCUCAUAGACUAUGUUUACGGCUUAAGUACAAACCGCAUGGCGUCUCAAGUUCAGGCCAAGUUGUGAACUUGGAACCCAUGUGGUCAAUGUAACCAAGGUUUGUUGGCUGGCAUGGAAUUCUGAUGAAAUCUUGUUUUGCCCAUCAGCAUUCUUGCUGCAAGAGGUAAGUUCAAGCUUUAAUGUGUCCGAAUGAAUGCCUAGUAGCCUGCACUGCAGAGUGGUUCUUGUUCAGGCGGGUGCCUCCAAUACAAAAAUUGCUUACUGAAAGUUUACCCGGACCUGUCUUGGCUCAAUGACCUCCCCAUUUCCAUGUUGUUUCUGGCUGCAUUGGUCAUUUGAAUAUCAGAAAUGUCGUCAGUCUAAGCUUACCGUAUGGAAAAUGCAAGAUUCGCUUACACAUUCUUCAUUUUAUGAAGCUCAUGGUAAGAAUGGAGUAAAACGCCGCCCUGCCCAAUCAAAAUCACCACCCCGUCCUACCCUUGCUGGUGAUGCAUUUAAUUCAUAUGAUGUGUACCAUCGGACCCCCUCUGGUGUGCGUAGAACGGAUAGCUGGGAAGCCGAGCAGCAUGGGAUGGACAUGCCCUCCGGACAGCAUGAUUUUCCUCUGUACGCACAGACGCUGGAAGAAUUGGAGGCGGAAUUCAAUAGGCAGACCGGGGAAGUCCGAGCGCUGCAUGACAAGGAAGAAGACGAGGAGAAUUUCAGGCACCGAGAGGUAUGUCUGACCUCCAGUUCUCUUUAGUUCAUCUUCUCUUAAGAACACUCUUAUCCAUCCUCCCACUUUGAUUGCACUUACUGUGUCCGACUACUUCAAAGAUCUCUAGGCGGGGAUCCCAUUUCCCUUGGAUUUUAUGUAAGCUGCUCGAAUUAAAUGUUCUUACUUGAAUUAAAUCGGCCGAGUUGUUUGCUCCUCUCUUGCACUACAUAAACCCAGCGGCUUAGAGAGCUGAGGGAGGGCUAUGCGAAGAAGCUCGAAGCCAUGAGGGGCCUGCACGCAAGACAAUGGGAGGAGUUUCUCCGGGUCGACACCCAGAGGCGGCUGCGGGCGUACCAGCACCAACAGAUGCCGGGCUAUGCCGCCUACGCCGAUGCCGGCCACCCAGACUUGGGCAGAUCCUCCGAGAACCUCAGAUCUGCUGGAGGCGGCGGCCGGACCAUGGACUCGUGGAGUAGGUAUCCGGCAUUGAGCCCCCAUGAGGCCUAUGGAGAGCUCCAGCACCAGCACCAGAGGGAAGACAUUGCCAGGGCUGCGUAUGGCGGCGGCAGUCGGUACUGA